UUGCUUCGCCAUGACUGAUUUCUCCAGGACUCGCGUAAAUGGCGCGAUGUUGCCAUCAUUCCAAGGAAGGGUCGUGUGUUUGUUGGGAAUGGCCAAGGAUGUUGACCAGAAUGGACAAGCAUUUACAUUGACAACAAGUGAUGGUCAAGAUAUUAGAGUCAACAUGCAGGAACCGUUAAGUGAAUAUGUUGCUGGUUUGACUGAAGUCGAAGGCCAGGUCCAGUCUAACAAUGCUGUUGUUUGUCAAAACUAUAUCACCUUCCCUCAGGAAACCUCUGAUACAUUUGAUAUGAAGAUGUACAAUGAUGCUGUUGAACUUGCUUCAAGAUUCUCAAAUCACUAUAUUGUUGGAGUACAGGGAUAGUGACGUAAAAUAGAGCUAAACAUUUCACUGAGCUGAUUAUUUACCAGAAGCAUCUCUACAUAAACUGUAAACAGCUGCACCAAGAGCAGUCUGCUGGUGCAGUUAGACUUGUGCAUAACUGUAGACAACCAAAAGCAGGAAACUUGUACUGUAAUGCAAUGCAUAUGGAUUGGGUCUUGGAGUUGCACUGAAAACUGUUUUCUGGACAAAGAAUGAAUUAAAAUGAUGAAGAAAACGGAUACAGUUCAUUUUUCAUUGAAUGGGAGUAGUCUGUAUGUGCAGUCAUUGUGUAAAUAAACAUAAUUUAACAUUA
Messenger RNA from Ylistrum balloti, 677 nucleotides. RefSeq lists its product as uncharacterized. Lineage: Eukaryota; Metazoa; Mollusca; Bivalvia; Pectinida; Pectinidae. The transcript is spliced from 4 exons. The coding region runs from base 11 to 364 and encodes 117 amino acids. Gene Ontology annotation, biological process: nucleotide-excision repair; DNA replication; base-excision repair. The record is from RefSeq and is a predicted model, not a curated record. Gene Ontology annotation, molecular function: damaged DNA binding; single-stranded DNA binding. Gene Ontology annotation, cellular component: nucleus; site of double-strand break; DNA replication factor A complex.